Molecule: messenger RNA, 10875 nt
Organism: Nezara viridula (southern green stink bug)
Lineage: Eukaryota; Metazoa; Arthropoda; Insecta; Hemiptera; Pentatomidae
Source: the annotation of a GenBank genome assembly
AUGAUGUACAAUCCAAAAAUUUUCGCUCAGGUAGAACAUAGUCCGUUAAACGAGGGAGACGAUUAUGAUGUGAUUGUUAUCAAAGGCAUCGAUCCGGCUACGGAAACUGGCAGAAUUUUCGUCGAUCUGGAGCGCCUCGGAUACAGGGUACACAGCAUCAGGAACGGAAUGAUCACUGCAACACAACGCGCAGCACCGGUGUUUUAUGUCGAAUUGUUCAAAUCACCGUACAAUGAUACAAUUUUAGGAAUGAAACGCGUUGCUAACCAGAACGUCUACAUACAGAGAUACCAAAAUCCACAACAGGCGAGACCAACUAUUCCCCAAGGUCAUGAUCACCCAUCUGUCAGCCGGCCUCAAAACCAAGAAGAGGUUCCUAGUUUACCAAUGUGCGCUUGGUGCAGGGGCACACAUCAGACGAGUGUAUGUACCAUCGGCGAAGAUUACCCUCCAGAUGGUUGUGAGUGUGGAGGAUGGCAUCCUUCCUACCAUAAAUGCUGUAAUGAUUACCGAAAGCGUGUCAUCGAUUUUAUGGAUAAAAUUAGGAAAUCUUCCAAUGUUACUGAAAUAAAUAUGCCAACAAAGGACCUUAUAGAAAAAGUUCAUGAGGAGAAAAAAAAAGAGGACCAACCUCUGGAUUCAGAGAUGGAAAAGAAAUUAUUGAGGAAAAGAUUAUUGAGUAUUGAUUUCGAAGGCGACACAUCACAUGAGAAAGACACGGAAGAAAGCGACAGCGACUUCGAAUAUGACGAAUAUGACUACCGUACUUUUUGUCACCGAAACAUUAAGAAAGAGAUGAGAGAUGAUCUAGACGAAAAUUUCGAUUCGGAACCAGAGCCCUUCGUUGAUGACGUCGACAACACCGGUUUGGAAAGUGAAUUAGAUGGCACUCCAUUACACUUUGCAGUAAGAAAUGAAAACAUCGACGAGAUUACAGCACUUCUUGAUAGUGGUAUUGACGUAGAUGUUAAAGAAAAAGGAGGUUUUACACCUUUGCACAUCGCUGCAGAGGUAGGAAACGAAUCUGUUGUAUAUUUACUACUGUCCAAAAAUGCAAGUGUUGAAAUCCGAGACGAUACCAAUAACGCUCCAAUACAUGUUGCAGCACUCAAUGGAAAUCUUAAGGUUCUUAAUAUUUUUCUCAAUUACACUUCUGAUGUUAAUAUUAAAGGAUCUGAUGGUUUUACACCGUUACAUUACGCUGCUUGGAAUGGAUACGAAUCAAUUGUGAAUUUAUUGUUGUCCAAAAAUGCUAGUGUUAACAUAAAAGACGAUUUCAAAGAUACUCCGAUUCAUAUGGCAGCGAAAAGUGGCAAUAUCAUUGUGUUUAAAAGACUACUCGAUUACGCAUCUGAUCUUAACAUGAAAGGAUCUGGGGGUUUGACAUUUUUACAUAUCGCUGCUGAGGAAGGCUUCGAAUCUAUCGUAAAUUUGCUGUUGUCAAAAAAUGUAAGUGUCAACAUCAGAGACGAAACCAAUGACACUCCAAUACAUAAAGCAGCGUUCACAGGCAAUUUAAAUGUGUUUAAAAAUCUUCUAGAUCACACCUCUGAUGUUAAUGUUAAAGGAUCUUAUGGUCUUACACCUUUACACAUCGCUGCAGAAAAGGAAUACGAAUCAAUCGUGGAUUUAUUGCUAUCUAAAAAUGCAAGUGUUAACAUAAGAGACGAUAUCGAUGAUACUCCAUUACAUAAAGCAGCAUCCAGUGGGAACCUCAAACUGUUUAAAGUUAUUUACGAUCUUGUUACAGAUGUCAAUAUUCAAGGAAAAGGAGGUUUAACACCAUUACAUAUCGCCGCUGAAAAGGGCAAAGAGACAAUCGUGAGUUUUCUGUUGUCAAAAAAUGCAAGUGUAGAAAUAAGAGAUUAUGAUGGUGAUACACCAAUACAUAAAGCAGCAUUAAGUGGAAAUUUUAAUGUAUUUAAAAAUCUUCUUGGUCACACCUCGGAUGUUAAUGCUAUAGGAUAUAAUGGUCUGACACCACUACAUAUCGCUGCAGAAAUGGGCUACGAAUCUAUCGUGAAUUUGUUAUUGUUAAAAAAUGCAAGGGUUGACAUAAAAGACGAUUUCAAAGACACUCCAAUUCAUAUGGCAGCGAAAAGUGGCAAUAUCAUUGUGUUUAAAAGACUUCUCGAUUACGCAUCUGAUUUUAACAUGAAAGGAUCUGGUGGUUUGACAUUUUUACAUAUCGCUGCUGAGGAAGGCUACGAAUCUAUCGUAAAUUUGCUGUUGUCAAAAAAUGUCAGUGUCAACAUCAGAGACGACACCAAUGACACUCCAAUACAUAAAGCAGGGUUCAAAGGUAAUUUAAAUGUGUUUAAAAGUGUUCUCGAUCGCACCACUGAUGUUAAUAUUAAAGGGUCCUACGGUUUUACACCUUUACAUAUCGCUGCAGAAAAUGGCUUCGAAUCAAUCGUGAAUUUAUUGCUAUCUAAAAACGCAAGUGUUAACAUAAGAGACGAUAUCGAUGAUACUCCAUUACAUAAAGCAGCAUCCAGUGGGAACCUCGACCUGUUUAAAGUUAUUUUCGACCUUGUUACAGAUGUCAAUAUUCAAGGAAAAGGAGGUUUAACACCAUUACAUAUCGCCGCUGAAAAGGGUAUAGAGUCUAUCGUGAGUUUGCUAUUGUCGAAAAAUGCAAGUGUAGAAAUAAGAGAUAAUGAUGGCGACAAGCCGAUACAUAGAGCAGCAUUUAGUGGGAAUUUUAAUGCAUUUAAAAAUCUUCUUGAUUACACCUCAGAUAUUAAUGCCAUAGGAUAUAAUGGUAUGACACCACUACAUAUCGCUGCUGAAAUGGGCUACGAAUCUAUCGUGAAUUUGUUAUUGUCCAAGAACGCAAGUGUUGAGAUAAAAGAUGAUACAAAUGACAUUCCAAUUCAUAAGGCAGCGUUAAGUGGAAAUAUCAAUGUGUUUAAUGAUAUUCUCGACCGUGUGAAAGACGUUAAUAUUAAAGGAUCCGUUGGUCGCACACCUUUGUUUUUGGCUGCCUCUUCCGGCUUUGGAUCAAUCGUAACUUUGCUGUUGUCUAAAAAUGCUAGCGUAAAUAUAAAAAACGAUGAAGAUGACACUCCAUUACAUUAUACAUUACGAAAUGGGUUUUUAAAUAUUGUUAAAAAACUUCUCAGCCACACUAAAAAUGUUAAUCUUAAGGAUUAUAAAGGCAUGACACCUCUGCAUAUCGCUGCUGAGUCAGGCUACGAAUAUAUUUUGAAUUUGCUGUUAUCUAAAAAUGCCAGGGUAGACAUGAGAGAUAACACCAAUGAUACUCCAAUUCAUUAUGCGCUACAAAAUGGGAAGCUAAAUAUCGUUAAGAUACUCCUCAAUCAUGGCGCUGAUAUCAAUAUGAAAGGACGAAAAGGCCUGACACCGCUACACAUUGCUGUUGAUAAGGGCUACGAGACUAUCGUAAAUUUACUACUUUCCAACAAUGCUAAAGUGGAUAUAAAGAAUGAUAUUGGUAUAACACCCUUGCAUUUGGCAGUGAUUCAAAAGAAUAUCAACAUUAUCAAAAUUCUCCUUGACAACGGGGCAAAAGUGAAUAUCCAGGGAAAUACAGGAAUGACACCUUUAAUGUUCGCUGCUUCGAACGGCGAUGAUGCUAUUGUGAAUUUACUUAUUUCAAAAAAUGCGUCAUUAGAACUUCGAGACCAUGUCGGUAAUGCUGCAAUAAACUUUGCGGCUCUUAGUGGAAACGUUAAAGUGAUUAACAUGUUACUUCGUCAUGGCGCUGACGUUAAUAAUAAAGGAGAACAUGGCAAAACCCCUCUCAAUUUUGUAAUUCGAAAAGGUGAUGAAAAUUUGAAUAAAUUCCUUGAAAGAGAUAUAGUAUCUACUCAAGAACUGAUGGAAUAUUACAAUAUUAGUACCACUGCUGAUGCAGAAUCUGAAAUGGUGGCUGCAAUGAAUACGCUAUUAGAACACGGGGCCAAUCUAAACUCGCGAAAUCUCCUCGAUCAAACAGUGCUGCAUGAAGCUGCUGCUAUAGGUUAUGCUCGUGUCGUUGAAUACCUGCUAUCUCAAAACGCCAGUUUCAGUAUCGAAGGUUAUCUUUGCCUAACUCCUCUCCAAUGGGCAGCUAACAAUGGAAAUGUAGAUGUGAUAAAGAUCUUGUUAGCAUACGGAGAUGACGUCAAUAGAAAAGGAUGCAAUAAUAUCACAGCAUUGCAGUUAGCAGUAAGAAAAAACGACAUUAGUUUUAUUAAAUUUCUUUUGUCUGAAAAUGCUGAUCCAAACAUAAUGAGUCAAGACGGGCGAACGCCUUUAGAUUUAGCUUUUAAUCCUUUGUCUCAAGAAGUCAUGAAAUUACUUCUUGUUCAUGGAGCGAAAGUGGAAGAUAAUAGUUUCUUAGGAUCGAAAAUUCUUUUCGAUGCUGUUUCAAAUAAAUCAGUAGAAGUAGUAAACCUUCUAUUGGACAAUGUUGACAGUUUAGGAUCCUACCCGACAGUAAUUCUUAACCAUGCAAUCGCCACGCGUUUUUCAGAGGCAAUAUAUUUGUUUAUCUCUCACGGAGCAAACAUCGAGCAGAAAGACAUCCAUGGCAAUCGUCCUCUUAGUGCAGCAGUUAUGUCGAAUAGUACUGAGAUCGUUAAAUUACUUUUAGAAACAGGUUCGAAUAAAAUCGCUAAGAAAAAUUUUCAAAGAUUUCUAGAUGUAGACGGCGACGUAAAACUCCUUACUGCCAAGAAAAACGUGAUAGAGCUCCGUAAUGUGGCAGCAUUACACAUCGCAGCCUUCUACGGUCUCACGGAAAUAGUCGGAUUGUUGAUAACAUACGGUGUUUCAUUAGACGUUAGAGAUAAACGGGGAUAUUCCCCAAUGCAUUAUGCCUGUAAGAAUGGUCAUUACGAAGUUGUGAAACAGCUUAUAGAUUCUGGAUCCAAUAAAAAUUCUGUCGAUACAAAUGGAACAACACCCCUACACAUAGCCUGCAGGCGAGGUAUGUUUGAAAUUGUCAAAUUACUGCUUUCCCAGCCCGUUAUUCCUAUCAAUCAAGCUGAUAAUAGUGGAUACACAGCACUUCAUUUUGCAGCUAUGAACGGAUCACUAGAAAUAGGCAAGUUCUUAUUGAAUCUUAAUGCUAGUAAAGAAGCGAAAACUUACGAUCUGAAAACCCCUUUACAUAUAGCUUCACUCAAUGGGCACGACGAAAUAGCGAAUAUCUUAUUGAAAGAAGGAGCUGAACGGGAUGCAGCUGAUAUUGAUGGUAUGACACCAUUACAUUUUGCAACAGCAGAAAAACAUCCGGACAUGGUUAUUUUGCUGAAUACGUAUGGAGCAUUCGUGAAUAGUAAAAACAAAAAUGGGAGUACACCACUUCACCUAGCGUGCGAACGCAGCAUGCAAUUGGCAGAAUCUAUACAGUGGUGGAUUGUUAUAAAUCUUCUAGAUUUUGGCGCAAACAUCGAAGCAACGGACCAUAACCUAAUGACCCCAUUACAUAUUGCUUCUAAAGAUAAUUCAUCAGAGCUUAUAUUUGAACUGCUAUCACGUGGGGCAGAUCCGUCGAGUAGGGAUGUAUUGCUUAACCAACCUAUCCAUUACGCUGCAUUAAAUGGUAAUUAUGACAUAAUACUAAAGUUACUUUUGAAGCGAAUAGUCGAUACGAAAGUUGACAUGAGUCAAAGUAUAUCUGUGAAUAUCAAUCACGAAACCCCUUUGUCCUUAGCUUCGAGAGAAGGGCACACUAAAGUAGUGGCGUUGCUCUUACAAGUUGGAGUCGAGAGUGUUCAGCCUGACAUCUAUGGAAGGACUGCUUUACACCUCAGCGCCCACAGAGGUCAUAUAGAAAUAGUGAAGCUACUUCGACAAGCCCUUUUAAACGAAGACAAAGAAGAUAAGUGGGGAUUUACAGCAUUAAACUACGCAGCAUCCUGGAAAGGCCAUCAAGAAGUCAUAGGAUACCUUUCGACUUCUCAACUAAAUAUCACAAUGUCAUAUUAUUUAAGGAAAUCCAACCCAUUUCUACAUGAUUUGAAUAACCAGACAUUAAGUAAACCAGACAUAGAAGUAAAAAAGUUACCUGGUGUAAAAUUAGGAAUACCUCAUUCUUUUGAAGUUAACACAGGAAAGAUGAAGAGCAAUUUAAAGGAAGAAUUGGAUUCUGAACCACCCACUUUGGACUAUGACGUCAUCGAUUACAGUCCGGAUAUAGAAUUAACAGACACUCCACUGCACUUUGAAGUAAGAAAUGGGAACCUCGAGGAGAUUACCGCACUUCUUGAUAGUGGCAUUGAUGUUAACGUGAGAGGAAAAGGGGGUUUUGCACCUUUGCACAUCGCUGCUGAAGAAGGCUACGAAUCUCUCGUAAAUUUGUUGUUGUCAAAAAAUGCGAGUGUCGAAAUAAAAAACGAUGGCGAUGACACGCCAGUACAUGUGGCAGCAUACGGUGGAAACCUCAAUGUGCUUAUUAUACUUCUUGAUUACAUCUGGGAUAUUAAUAUUAAAGGAUCUUAUGGUCUUACACUACUACACAUGGCUGCUGAAAAGGGAUAUGAAAAUAUUGUAAGUUUGCUGUUGUCCAAAAAUGCUAGUGUUAGCAUUAGAGACGACACCAACGACACUCCAAUACAUAAGGCAGCAUUCGGUGGGUAUUUAAAGGUACUUAAUACACUUCUCGAUUACACCUCUGAUGUAAAUAUUAAAGGAGCUUAUGGUCUUACACCUUUACACAUCGCUGCUAAAGAAGGCUACGAAUCUCUCGUAAAUUUGUUGUUGUCAAAAAAUGCCAGUGUCGAAAUCAGAAAUAAUAACAAUGAAACGCCAAUACACGUGGCAGUAUACAGUGAGAAUCUCAAUGUACUAAAUACUCUUCUGAAAUACGCUUCUGAUGUCGAUAUUAAAGGACCUUAUGGUUUAACACCUUUACAUAUCGCUGCUUCAAAGGGCUACGAAUCUACCGUUAAUUUGCUAAUAUCCAAAAAUGCUAGUGUGAACAUUAAAGACGACAAGAAUGACACUCCAAUACAUAAGGCAGCAAUGACUGGGAAUUUCAAUAUAUUUAAAACUCUUCUUGAUCACGCCUCUGAUGUUAAUAUUAAAGGAUCUGAUGGUCUUACACCUUUGCAUAUCGCUGUAGGAGAAGGCUAUGAAUCUCUUGUGACUUUGCUAUUGUCAAAGGAAGCAAGUGUCGAAACCAGAAAUGAUGUCAAUGACACGCCAAUACAUGUGGCAGCAUUGACUGGGAAUUUUAAUGUUCUUAAAGCACUUCUCAAUUACUCCUUAAAUAUCAAUAUUAAAGGAUUGAAUGAACUCACACCUUUACAUAUCGCUGCUGAAAAUGGAUACUACUCUAUCGUGAAACUUCUGUUGUCCAAAAAUGCAAGUGUGAACAUAAGAGAUGAUACCAAUGACACUCCAAUCCAUAAGGCAGCAUUAAGUGGGAAUCUCGAGAUGUUCAAUAUUCUUCUCGACCUAGCCAAAGAUGUUAAUAUCAAAGGAUCUAAUGGACUGACAUUUUUACAUAUCGCUGCAGAGAAAGGGUACGAAUCUAUUGUGAACUUACUGCUGUCCAAAAAUGCUAGUGUUAACAUCAAGGACGACUCCAAUGACACUCCAUUACAUAAGGCAGCACUCAGUGGGAAUUUCAAUGUGUUCAAAACCCUUCUUGAAUUCACCUCGGAUGUUAAUAUUAAAGGAUCUGAUGGUCGUACACCUUUACAUAUAGCUGCUAGAGAGGGCUACCAAUCUAUCGUAAAUUUGCUGCUUUCUAAAAAUGCAAACGUCGAAAUCAGAGAUGAUGCCAAUGACACACCUAUACAUGCAGCAACCUUGAGUGGGAAUUUCAUUGUGUUUAAAAGUAUUCUAGAUCACACAUUGGAUGUUAAUGUUAAAGGAUCUGAUGGUCUUACAUCUUUACAUAUCGCUGCUAAAAAUGGAAGCGAAUCUAUCGUCAAUUUAUUGAUGUCCAAAAAUGCAAGUGUUGGCAUUAGUGACGAUAACGAUGACACUCCAAUACAUAUGGCAGCAUCCAGUGGAAAUCUUAAUGUUUUUAAUAAUCUUCUAUACCUUGCUGUAGAUGUUAAUAUUAUAGGGUCUGAUGGUCUUACACCUUUACAUAUAGCAGCUGAGAAGGGUCACGAAUUUAUUGUGAAUUUGCUGUUGUCCAAGAACGCAAGUGUUGAGAUAAAAGAUGAUACAAAUGACAUUCCAAUUCAUAAAGCAACGUUAAGUGGAAAUUUCAAUGUGUUCAAAACUGUUCUUGAUUACACCUCGGAUGUUAAUAUUAAAGGAUCUGGCGGUCUAACACCUUUACAUAUUGCUGCUUAUAUGGGUUAUGAAUCUAUUGUUAAUUUAUUAUUGUCUCAAAAUGCAAGUUUAAAUAUAAGAGACGAUACAAAUGAUACUGUAAUACAUAAGGCAGCGUUCAGCUGGAAUAUCAACGUAUUUAAAAGUCUUCUUGAUUACACUUCUGACGUUAAUAUUAAAGGUUCUGACGGCCUUACACCUUUACAUAUCGCUGCUGAAAUGGGCUUGGAAUCUAUUGUGGAUCAAUUGCUAUUAAAAAAUGCAAGUAUAAACAUAAGAGAUCGUAUUGGUGCCAUUCCGAUCCAUAAGGCAGCAUCCAACGGAAAUCUUUAUGUGUUUAAUAAACUUCUCAACUUUGCUAUGGAUGUUAAUAUUAAAGGACCUGAUGGUCUUUCACCUCUACAUAUUGCGACUGAGAAGGGCUACAAAUCUAUCGUGAAUUUGCUUUUGUCAAAAAAUGCAAGUGUUGACGUAAGAGACGAUACCAAUGACACUCCAAUUCAUAAGGCAGUAUUAAAUCGAAAUUUCAAUAUAAUUAAUAGUCUCAUCGACCUUGCUAAGGAUGUUAAUAUUAAAGGAUACAAAGGUCUCACAUUUUUACACAUCGCAGCAGAAAUGGGUGACGAACUUGUCGUGAAUUUUUUGUUGACCAAAAAUGCAAACGUUGACAUAAGAGACGAUACCAAUGACACUCCAUUACAUAAGGCAGCAUUCAGUGGAAUUUUUGAUGUGUUCAAUAUUUUUCUAGACCUUGCUACGGAUGUUAAUAUUAUAGGAUAUAAUGGUCUUACACCUUUACAUAUAUCAUGUGAGAAGGGUAACGAAUUUAUUGUGAAUUUGCUGUUGUCCAAGAACGCAAGUGUUGAGAUAAAAGAUGAUACAAAUGACAUUCCAAUUCAUAAAGCAACGUUAAGUAGAAAUUUCAAUGUAUUUAAAUCUGUUUUUGACCUUACAAAAGAUAUUUAUUCUAAAGGAAAAGAAGGUUUGACACCUUUACAUAUCGCUGCUGAGAAGGGAAUCGAAAAUAUCGUAAAUUUGCUGCUGUCCAAAAAUGCGAGUGUAAACAUAAAAGACGAUACUAAUGACACUCCAUUACAUAAGGCAGCAUUAAGUGGGAAUGUUGUCGUAUUUAAACUUAUUUUCAACCUUACUACAGAUAUUGAUGUUAAAGGAAAAGGAGGUUUUACACCUUUACAUAUCGCUGCAGAGAAGGGUAAAGAAACUAUCGUAAAUUUGCUGCUGUCCAGAAAUGCGAGUGUAAACAUAAAAGACGAUACUAAUGACACUCCAUUACAUAAGGCAGCAUUCAGUGGGAAUUUCAAUGUGUUCAAAACUGUUCUUGAUUUCACCUCGGAUGUUAAUAUUAAAGGAUCUGGCGGUCUAACACCUUUACAUAUUGCUGCUUAUAUGGGUUAUGAAUCUAUUGUGAAUUUAUUAUUGUCUCAAAAUGCAAGUGUAAAUAUAAGAGACGAUACAAAUGAUACUGCAAUACAUAAAGCAGCAUCCAGUGGAGAUCCCAAUGUUUUUAAUAAUGUUGUCGACCUUGUUAAAGAUAUUAAUAUUAAAGGAUCCGAUGGUCUAACACCAUUACAUAUAGCUGCUCAGAAGGGCUACGAAUCUAUCGUGAAUUUGUUGUUAUCCAUCAGUAAUGUAAGUUUGACCAUCAGAGAUAAUGAUGACAAUACUCCAUUACAUGAGGCAGCACUCGGUGGAAAUAUUAAGGUGUUUAAAAUUCUUCUCGCCCACGCCCCCGAUGUUAACAUUAAAGGAUUCGUUGGUCGUACGCCCUUAUAUUUGGCUGCCUCUUCUGGGCACAAAAAAAUUGUUGAUCUUCUCUUGUCCAAAAAUGCAAGUGUAAAUAUAAGAGACGAUAUCAAAGACAUUCCAAUACAUUAUGCACUGCAAAUGGGGUUUCUCAAUAUUGUUAAAAAACUGAUCGAUCACACAGACAAUGUUAAUGUUAAAGGAUAUAAUGGUAUUACACCUCUGCAUAUCGCUGCUAUGUCAGGCUAUGAAUCUAUCUUGUAUUUAUUGUUAUCCAAAAAUGCUAGUGUAGACGGUAGAGAUGACAGCAAUGAUACUCCAAUUCAUUAUGCGCUACAAAAUGGGAAGCUAAAUAUCGUUAAGAUACUCCUCAAUCAUGGCGCUGAUAUCAAUAUAAAAGGACGAAAAGGUAUGACACCGCUACACAUUGCUGUUGAUAAGGGCUACGAGACUAUCGUAAAUUUACUACUUUCCAACAAUGCUAAAGUGGAUAUAAAGAAUGAUAUGGGUAUAACACCCUUGCAUUUGGCAACGAUUCAAAAGAACAUCAACAUUAUCAAAAUUCUCCUUGACAACGGGGCAAAAGUGAAUAUCCAAGGAAAUACAGGAAUGACACCUUUAAUGGUCGCUGCUUCUAACGGAGAUAUAGCUAUUGUCAACUUACUUAUUUUGAAAAAUGCUUCGUUAGAUAUAAGAGAUAAUGUCGGUAAUGCUGCAUUAAACUACGCGGCUCUAAGUGGAAACAAUAAAGUGAUUAGGAUGCUUCUUGAUCAUGGUGCUGACGUAAAUAAUAAUGGAGAAAAUGGCAAAACACCUCUCCAUUUUGUGCUUCGAAAGGAUGAUCAAAAUUGCUCGAAACAAAUUUAG